This is a messenger RNA of Triticum turgidum subsp. durum (durum wheat), 978 nucleotides long. NCBI's taxonomy places the organism in Eukaryota, Viridiplantae, Streptophyta, Magnoliopsida, Poales, Poaceae. The record is from the annotation of a GenBank genome assembly.
AUGGCGACACGGGCACGCCGAGCUCUCAUCUCCCUCCUCGUCCUGCUGCUCGUCUCAGCCAGCGGUGUGGCGUCCAAGUCGUUCGCCAUCACCAACAACUGCGAGUACACGGUGUGGCCGGGCAUCCUCUCCAGCGCGGGCUCCCCGGAGAUGGACAGCACCGGCUUCGCGCUGGCCCCGGGGGAGUCGAGGACGAUGCCAGUGCCCGCGGGGUGGUCGGGGCGGCUCUGGGGCCGGACGCUCUGCUCCACGGACCCCGCCGGCAAGUUCGCGUGCGUGACCGGCGACUGCGGCUCCGGGCGGCAGGACUGCGCCGGCGGCGGGGCCGCGCCGCCCGCCACGCUGGCGGAGUUCACGAUGGACGGCAACGACGGCAUGGACUUCUACGACGUGAGCCUGGUGGACGGGUACAACCUGCCGAUGCUGGUGGCGCCGGAGCAGGGCGCACCCGCCGCGGCGGGUGCGGGCGCGGCGGGCGGCAACUGCGCGCCGACGGGGUGCGUGGUGGACUUGAACGGCGCGUGCCCGGGCGACCUACGCGUGUCGUCGACGACGGCGGGGGCGGGCGGCGGCGUGGCGUGCAAGAGCGCGUGCGAGGCGUUCGGGACGGCGCAGUACUGCUGCAGCGGCGAGUACGGCAGCCCCGGCACGUGCCGGCCGUCGGCCUACUCGCAGUUCUUCAAGAACGCGUGCCCGCGCGCCUACAGCUACGCCUACGACGACGCCACCUCCACCUUCACCUGCGCCGGCGGCGUCUCCGCCUACGCCAUCGCCUUCUGCCCCAGCACCACCAGCGUGAAGUCGGCCGGGUCGAACCCGCAGGCGCCGGCGGGCCUGCCGCUGAUCAACGGCACGAUGGUGUACCAGGGGGGCGACCAGUUCGCCGGAGCGGCCGCAGCCGCGCGGCCGCCGCUGGACCUCGUCGCCGUCCUCGCCGGCGUGGCGGCGCUCGCGCUCGCGCGCCCCAUGCUGCAGUGA